Molecule: messenger RNA, 5898 nt
Organism: Phycodurus eques (leafy seadragon)
Lineage: Eukaryota; Metazoa; Chordata; Actinopteri; Syngnathiformes; Syngnathidae
Gene: thsd7ba
Product: thrombospondin, type I, domain containing 7Ba
Exons: 29
Coding region: 511-5400 (1629 amino acids)
Biological process (GO): actin cytoskeleton organization
Cellular component (GO): plasma membrane
Source: RefSeq, a predicted model, not a curated record
UCUCUCUCUCUCUCUCUCUCUCUCUCUCUCUCUCACACACACACACACACACACUCUCCUUGCCUCCUCUCCGUCCUCUUCUCGAAUGCUGUCCCACUUGCAGAGAUAUGAUCUGUUACAAGCAGCAGCAGCAGCAGCAGCAGCAGCAGCAUCACCAAGAUCCCAGACCCCAUCUCUUUGCUGACUCCAGUGCCCAACUCUACAGGAGCAUCAGUGGGUGGCUACUCAACCGAGCCGACGCCAGGGGCUUAAUAGUACUAGAUGCAGCUGGAGGUGUGACACUAUCCGAGUCCUCGACACACUGAUUCACACAGUAUCAAGCCACUGCAUGGUGCUUGAGACAGAGGACUUGAUACAUCUGAUUUACCCCGCCUGUCAGACUUAACGUCUUUGGAGGCCUCCUCUGCCUUGCUAGUGAAGCUACAAGGCGGACUGAUCUCUGACUGAAUCAACAACAUUGCCCAAAGGGAUGACUGACAAUCAUCUUGAUCAGGACUAAGAGAGGAAGCAAUGGGCUGGACUAUGACUUUAAAGAAUGACUUUGGGGUCAUUGCCUGGGCACAUGGAAGUGGGAGCUACGUCCGUUUCUUCGUCCUCUUGUCGUUCUUGUUCAUCCAAGUCCAAUCAGAUAUUGUGUUUCAUAUGGAUCAUCAGUUCACAUGGAAAACAGCCCAGUGGAGUCAUUGUGUGGGUGAAGACUGUGGUUCCGGUGGAGUCCAGACCAGGAUAGUCUGGUGUGCGCACACAGAGGGCUGGACCACCCACCACUCUCACUGCAACCACAUCGACAAACCCGAGAGUCGGCGGCAUUGCUUUAAGGUGUGUGAUUGGCACCAGGACCUCUUUGAGUGGGAGCUGUCUGCCUGGGAGGGCUGUGUUCUUGUCCCUUUUUUUUCCAACGAACUCAAGCUGAUGACCACAGAGUGCAUUACAGCACAGCAUGGAAUCCAGAGACGCAAGGUGCAGUGUGUGCGCACUUCCAACCGCACUACAGUGACUUCAAGGAUAUGCGACUUCUUUUCCCAGAGACCACCAGUGGAACAGGCAUGUCUCGUCCCCUGCCCGCAGGACUGUGUUGUUUCGGACUUCACCUCAUGGUCAGGUUGCAGCAAGACAUGCGGCACUGGCCUGCAGCAUCGGACUCGACACGUUCUGACCGCGCCAAUGUACGGUGGCGCGAGCUGCCCCAAUCUGACCGAAACCAGGACUUGUUCUGGUCCCGUUGGCUGCCAGGCUGGGGAGGACGAGUAUCAAUAUAGCCUUAAAGUAGGAGCCUGGACCGAGUGUAGGCUCCCCCAUCACAAAGACAGCAUAUUAAACGGUCGGACCACUGUGGAUUUCAGCAGUAACAAACAGAACAAUACAAUCGUGUUACACAGACACGCCUCCUAUUACCAUCAACACCAUCAUGACCGUCAUCACGACCGCAAAUACCCUAUGUCAUGGGAGAUAGAGGUGGGAUACCAGACACGGCAAGUCCGCUGCACGCGGAGCGAUGGGAAGAACACAAUGCUGAGCCUCUGUACCACGUUCAACUCCCCCGUGACCUACCAGGCAUGUGUGAUGCCCAGAGACUGUCACACUUCUGAUUGGUUAUCGUGGAGUCCCUGCUCGAAGACCUGCCGGUCCACCGACCUGUCUCCCGGUUACCGUCUGCGGUCACGAGUCGUAACACAGAUCCCACUGAGUGGGGGGAAACAAUGUCCUGUCCUUGAGGAAAAAGAAGCUUGCAACAUCAUAGGGGAUUUACUUCCAAAUUGCCCAAGGUACGAGUGGCGGACAACUGAUUGGGAUGAAUGUCUGGUUUCCCCUUUACUGAGCAAGCUGGACCGGCGUCUGGCUAACAUCAGUAGUCUCUGCGGAGGGGGGGUGCAGACCAGAAAGACCUACUGUGUUCAAGUUCCUGAUGACUCAACUCCACAUCACAGGAAGGAGGUGGCCAGGCCUGUGACUCCAAGGCUGUGCGUGGGUCAAGAAGCGCCAUUGGCCGUCCAGAACUGCUCCAUUCCCUGCCAGCACCGCUGCCUGCUCUCGCACUGGUCACCCUGGGGCGCCUGCGUACAUGACCACUGCAAAGAUCCACAGGGAAAGAAAGGUUUCAUACAAAGAAGGAGAGAGGCGUUGUGGGCAUCCUGCAGUCCGCUGGAUUGCUGCCCUCAUCUGGUGGAGUCCAUCCCCUGCGAGGACCCUGCCUGCUACCUGUGGCAAGUUCAGCAAGGCAAAUGUAUGCCCAACAAAAGCACCUGUGGUCCCGGAACUGUGGUCCAAAGUGUGAAGUGUGUCAGUGCUGAAGGUGAGGAUGUUCCCAUGACUUACUGUGCAGAAGGGCUUCCACCGACCCAGGCGCCCUGCGAGGUGCCUUGUCCUGCAGACUGCGUUGUUAGCGCCUGGUCCUCCUGGUCGCCCUGCUCACACAGCUGUGCCUCUAAAACUGCAGAGGGCCGACAAAGUCGCACACGCACUGUGUUGGCCCUCCCAGGAAAAGAAGGUAAAGAAUGUCCAGGCGCGCCAGCUUUGGAGGAGUGGAGAGUUUGCAAUGACCAUCCUUGCCUGGUAUUCUAUUGGGAGGCUUCAACAUGGGGGCCCUGCCUUAACAAUACUUUGGAUCUCAAUGGAACAAACGUCUGGAAUAGCAUCGCUACCUGUGCUAUGGGAGUCCAAAUUCGUAAAGUCACAUGUAUGAAGAUGAAUGGUGGAUCGGUUGUGAGCAAAAGAUGCCCAGAUUCUGCUCGUCCGGAAACCGUCCGGCCCUGUGUUCUUCCCUGCAUGAAAGACUGCAUCGUGACACCCUUCAGCGAAUGGACGCCCUGCCCAUCAACCUGCAUGCCAGAGAAUACCACCUCUGCCACACAGUCUCGGUAUCGAACUAUCAUUCAAACGUCUGCCAAUGGAGGUCAAGAGUGCCCAGACACUCUUUAUGAAGAAAGGGAGUGUGAAUCACUCCCAACAUGUCCAAUUUACAGGUGGAGGAUACACAAGUGGCAUGCCUGUACCUUAGUCCCUGAUUCUGUCCAACGUAGCUUAUCUCGACCGGCAGAAACCUGUGGAAAUGGGUUAGAAACAAGAGGACUCAGUUGUGUCGGGGAGAACGACGAGGCGGCCAACCUGACCGAGUGCCUGCGGCGGGCUGGUCCUUUUCCUGCUCAGAGCCGAGCGUGUCGAGUGGCUUGCAGGGAUGACUGCACUCUCACGCCUUGGUCCAAGUUCUCUGAGUGCACAGGAUGUGGCAGCUUCCAAAGUCGCAAACGUUCGCUCACAGGUCGCAGUAAAAAGAAGGAACAAUGCCUGAAUCAGGCAUCAUACCCUCUGGAAGACAAACAGGCUUGUCCCUGCGAGGAGUACUUGUCCCAACCUUUCGGGAACUGGUCUGAUUGCGUCCUCCGGAAACCUUCGACUCUGGGGUUCUUGCACAGUUGGAUGAGCCACCAGGAAGUGAAGGAGUGUGGUCAAGGUCUGCGCUACAGAGCUGUGGCCUGCAUUGAUCAACAAGGACACCUGGUUGAGCCUACGCUGUGUACAGACACUGGCUACAUGGUGGAGGUGUGCCACAUCCCGUGCCCCCUAGACUGUAAGCUCAGUGAUUGGUCCGCGUGGUCGGCCUGCAGUUCAUCAUGUGGCGGCGGGCUGAAGGUCAGAUCCAAGUGGCUGAGGGAGAAGGCUUUUAACGGAGGCCGUCCAUGCCCCAAACUGGAUCUGAAGAACCAGGUAAAUGAAGCUGUGCCAUGUCAAAGUGAAUGCAGAAAAUACAAGUGGAGGAUUGAGCCUUGGUCCAUUUGCACAAUCAACACGGUGGGCGACUCGCCAUCCUGUGGGGAGGGAGUCCAAAGCCGCAAGAUCAGGUGUGUGAAGAAAGGACCAAGUGGGGAGGUCAGCACUGUGGAGGACAGUCACUGUGAUCAAGAGGAAAUGCCACCCAGGGCCCAGGUCUGCUUUCUGGCCUGCCACAACAACUGUGUCAUGUCAUCCUGGGAACCUUGGAGCAACUGCCCAAUGCAGUGUGACCGAGGCUCAGAGAGAAAUAGGAGCAGACAUAUCCUCCGCCUCCCUGCUGUGGGAAGCGCAGCCUGUUCAGAGCUGAUGCAGUCCGAAAGUUGUACCCUCAACACCACCUGCUUCACUUACCAUUAUAAACUCUCAGAAUGGAGUACAUGUCGGCUGAGUGAAAAUGCCAUCUGCGGUCAAGGUGCCAGGAAUCGACUUCUCGACUGCGUCCGCAGUGAUGGAAUGAUUGUCGACUUGCAAAAGUGUGAGCAGUCUGGGCUGGUCAAGGACUGGAGGCUGGUGGAGAACUGUGUGGUCGACUGUCCUGUUAGCUGUGUACUCUCUGAUUGGUCUCCAUGGGAACAAUGCUCGCAUACCGGUGGCAGCCAAGGACAGUCCGUGCGUACUCGGAGAAUCUUGCAGGAGGCUCAUGAGGAAGGUCGGCCUUGUCCCAACCAGCUCGUCCAGACAAAGCCAUGUCCCAUAAGUCCUUGCUACAUGUGGCUGCUCAGCGACUGGUCCCCCUGCACCAUAGAGGGUGCAGAGUGUGGCGAGGGGGUUCGAAGAAGAAACCUAUCGUGUAUCAUUCACAAGGGUGACUGGACCGAGUCUCCUCCUGCUCCAGUGGCAGAGAGAUUUUGUGGAGACAAAAUAAGGAAGGAAAUCCAAAAGGAUGUGGAGCAGCCGUGCUUUGUUCCCUGUCAAGGAGACUGCCAUUUGGCUGAGUGGUCAUCUUGGAGUUCUUGCCAACUGACUUGUGUGGAGGGGCGGAGCUUUGAAAGCACAGGACGUCAAUCCCGCUCCAGAGCGGUGAUCAUUCAAGUUAGUGAGAACCAGGACACCUGCCCACAGCAAGUAUUUGAGACGCAGCCAUGUAAAGGAGGCCAAUGCUACAGUUACCAGUGGAGGACAGGAAGAUGGAGCAAUAAUGAGAGAGCAGUGUGGUGUCAGCGCUCGGAUGGCGUCAUUGUCACAGGGGGAUGUUUCCCGCAGAAAAGGCCGAGCAUGAUCCGCCACUGCCAUCCACCGUGCACCAAGCCCUUCUCACACUGCACCUCGAGCGGUGUGUGUGGGUGUGAAAAGGGUUACACCGAAGUGAUGACAACACACGGCUUCUUGGACUACUGCACUCGAACCCCUGGCGUGGACGCCAAUAAGAAAGCUGAUGUAAAAACCAACUCCGGAAGAUUAAAACCAUCGCAGGCCCGAGACUGGCCCACAGAGUGGACCUUACGACCUGUUGGCUCAGAUGGAAGAGUAAAGCUGUGGGUUUACGCCGUGACUGCCGUCGGAUUCAUCUUAAUACUCUUCAUUAUUGCAUUCUCAUUCCUGGUCUGCAAACCUGCCAAAGCCACAAAGACGUCUCCUCCGUCACAGAAACCUUUGACGCUGGCCUACGAUGGUGACAUAGACAUGUAACCACGUUGGUAUUCUUCAUAAUGAUGCAAUCUUCUGCCUCUCGGCCUGACUGUCAACGUAUUCAGACGCCACAGGUGGUAUGAAUGAACGGACCAAGGUACUCUUCGAGAGUGGGGCACAAACAGUAUUUGCUGUUGAAUGACACACUUUCAGAUGCUAAAUUGCUCCUCGAAAGAAGAGCCCAAGACGCCAAACCGUUUUUUUUUUAUUUUUAAUCUGUUUGCAAUAUGGAGGCCACGUUGCAGCCUGGCUUGCAAACGUGAAAUCAUCAGAACUGCCAAAAGGUGAAGCUUUUUUAAAUUAUUAUUAUUAUUAUUGUGUGUGUGUGUGUACAAAAUCAGAAGGACCAAAUGGAGCUGCAGUUGUCCCUUGAGGGGCAUGUCCGCCAUUCACGACAUACAGAGGCUGAACAUGGAACACUUUUCUCAUUCUCGUUGGGUAUUUGUAAAGGAAAUGUCACAACUUUUUUGUGUAAACAGCCUUUUUUUCGGAGAAUAA